This is a messenger RNA of Clonostachys rhizophaga, 777 nucleotides long. The record is from the annotation of a GenBank genome assembly. NCBI's taxonomy places the organism in Eukaryota, Fungi, Ascomycota, Sordariomycetes, Hypocreales, Bionectriaceae.
AUGGUUAUCGUACAGAGAUACAGAGUGUUAAUCCUCGAGUGUGAUGCCACUCCCCAACCUAUUGUGAGAGUACGGGGCACCUGGGGCGAUAUUUUCGAACAGUUUAUGCGUGACGGCCUCGACCGAUACCGCCAGCAAAACCCCACGGAUUGGAAAAUCCGCCUCGAGGUCACCCGGUCCAACAUGCUGGAGAUGGGACCGCUACCUGGAAAGGACGAGAUUGAUUGUGUCUUGGUUUCCGGAAGCACAGAACAUGACGCUUCUGGAGACUCGGCGUGGACUCUCCGGGUGGUUGAAUACCUCCGUCACCUGUAUUCGAACUCGAACGUCGCAUUGAUCGGCUUCUGCUUCGGCCAUCAGCUCAUCGGCCGCGCCCUUGGCAUGCAGCCCCGGAGAAACCCAAAUGGCUGGGAGCUCUCCCUCUGCGACGUCAGCCUUGGAGAGGCCGGGAGCAGGCUGUUCGGCCGCGAAACUCUGCCAUUGCAUUUAUUGCACCGGGACAUGCUCCCCGCGUCCGCACCCCCGGGCGUCGAGCUGCUGGGCGGCAGCGACCUCUGCCCGAACCAGGGCUUGUACGUGCCGGGACGCCUCCUGACGCUGCAGGCGCACCCGGAGUUCGACGCCUUCGUCAUGAACUACUCGCUCAACUGGCGGUGUGAGCAGGACGUGAUCGGGAGGGACCAGUGGAGGAGGGGGCUCGACGUCUGCGGGCUCGAGCAUGCGGGUGGUCUUGUCUCGGAAGUGGUUUGGAGGGUCCUCCUCGGGGGCGACUGCUGA